GCGGCCCCCUCCUCCUGCUGCUCUUGUUGACUAAUCUCACAGGGUGGAGGGCAACUGGGCAUCCACCCUUGCUCACACACUCUUCCUGGCACCAUUCGAUGCUACCAGGCUGCUCGUAUAGGAUAUGGGAAUUCUGUUCGGAUGUUCCCACAAGAGCGACAUGAGGGUGUGCAUUUGGGGAUUUGUGGAGCUACACCUGCAGGAGAAACUAGCUGAGGACUCUUUCCUGCAAAGCUGAGGAGCUCUUACAGAUAAUACAGUGUCCUGACUGGCUAUAGCAUACUUUUUAUUUAUAUUUUCUCCUUUAUUUUUUUCUGGAGGUCUUGUUUAAAUGACUAAUUGUCCUUGAGAAAUAAGGUAGCCAUGUCGACUUCUCAGGCUUUACACCACAGCGGAGUCUACAACUAUUUCCUGAACAUGGUGGCUUAUCAGAUAUGCUGCUGCUGUGGCCCGGCACCGUGUUCCCUGUGCUGCUCCUUCUGUCCGCCCGUCAAAUCCUCAACCACCACGCGGGUCAUGUACACGCUAUUCCACAUCCUGGCCUGCACCGUCUCAUGCCUCAUGCUGUCUAAGACCGUGUCAGAGGCAGUGAGGGAGAAUGUGCCUUUCUUUAACGUGGUGUGUGAUGAGGCUCACGGUGGAGGAGACUGUCAGAUGCUGGUGGGCUACUCUGCCGUCUACAGGGUGUGUUUCGGCACAGCUUGUUUCUACCUGAUGAUGGCCAUCUUCCUCAUCGAUGUGAAGUCUAGUCAGGAUUUCCGAGCCCUCAUUCAUAACGGGUUUUGGUUUCUGAAGUUCAUCACCAUGCUUGGAAUGAUUGCUGCUGCCUUCUUUAUUCCCACAGAAUCCUUUUUGCAUGCCUGGCAUUAUGUUGGAGUAGUGGGAGGCUUUGCUUUUAUCCUCAUUCAACUCAUUCUCAUCACUGCUUUCGCUCAUACAUGGAAUAAGAACUGGUUAACCGGUGCAGCUGAGAAUAAGAGGUGGUACGUGGCAGUCAUGUGUGCUACCCUCUUUUUCUACACCGUCGCCACCAUGGCCUUCACUUUUAUGUACAAAUACUACACUCACCCAGCGGGAUGCCACCUGAAUAAAGCCCUGCUGUGGACCAACCUGGCCCUCUGCACCAUCAUGUCCUUUAUUGCAGUCACUCCCUGUGUGCAGCAAAAGCAGCCUCGCUCAGGACUCCUGCAGGCUUCCAUCAUUUGCUGCUAUGUCAUGUACCUGACCUUCUCUGCUCUGUCCAGCCGCCCACCAGAGAAGGUGGAGUAUCAGGGGGUCAACAUGACGGUGUGCUACCCCAAAGUCAGCAGGGAUGAGAUUCAAAACGAGGGCAAUGCGGUGGCCAUUAUUGGGGCUACAAUCAUGUACUGCUGUGUUCUCUUCGCAUGCAAUGAGGCUUCAUACUUAGCUGAGGUCUUUGGGCCUUUCUGGAUGAUAAAAGUUUACCGUUAUGAGUUCCAGAAAGCCUCCUGUUGCUUCUGCUGCCCAGAGGCCGAAGAUGAGGAAGAGUUCGUCAUUGACGAGAACAAAGGCUGUCAGAAAGUCAUCCACAAUGAGACCCAGCGCGUCGCCUACAGCUACUUUUUCUUCCAUUUUGUUUUCUUUCUGGCUUCCCUCUACGUAAUGAUGACCCUCACUAAUUGGUUCAGUUACGAGACUGCUGUGCUGGAGACCACCUUCACCCACGGGAGUUACUCCACAUUCUGGGUCAAGCUGUCCUCCUGCUGGGCGUGUGUGGUUCUGUAUCUGUGGCUCCUCCUGGGUCCCCUGUGCCACUGCCAGUCUGAUCACAAACGACCUCGCCGCGCCCGCAUCAAGAGACGGGCCGCCACCCACCGCCACGUUAGCGUCAGCGUCUGAUUUACAGACAGUGGGGAUUCGUGCCAGUUACUGGGGAUUUCCACCGCAAAGGAACUGGGUCACGGCGGAUCUCUGAACGCUGAAGAGCAGACUUCAGUUCAAUUAACAUUGAUCCUCCUGACUGUCCUGUUAGGAUUACUAUCACCAGCACGAUGAAUGCAAUUCAACAUGGGAACAGAAAAUGUUAAACAUGUUUAAGACUGUACAAACAUACCUUAAGGGGAUGUGCUACAAUUGCCAAAAGGAAUAUGUCAUUAACGUUUUCUGAACAAGCUGGAUGUCUGUAUGUUUAGUGUUAUUUUUAUUUUUUUUAAAUGUAGAAUUUUUUUUUUUUAUUGGCUUACAGCGUAGACAUAUGGAAAUGACUUGAGAUAGGCUUUUCCCGAAAUAGGCUUUAAUUCAAGCUUUUGUUAAAUGUAUGCAUAUUAAGAUGGAUAAAUUAUGUGAGCAAUGCUUUAUUUCAGUGAUCUGUGGCUUAUGUCUAUAUAUAUAAUUUUUCUCUGGGGACUUGCCCCACCCACUCUCUCAGCCAAUCAAAGGCCACAGGGAGAAAAAGCUGUUAUCUAAAGUAUAAUGACUUUAAUAGCCCUGCGACAGCCACAGUAUUUAGCCCUAAUUGCAUGUUUAUGUUAGAAACUUAGAUGUGACUGUCAUAAAAGAGAAGUUAUUUUUGUAAAUAUAUUUUCAACAAAACACA
This is a messenger RNA of Carassius gibelio (silver crucian carp), 2557 nucleotides long. RefSeq names its product serine incorporator 4. Lineage: Eukaryota; Metazoa; Chordata; Actinopteri; Cypriniformes; Cyprinidae. The record is from RefSeq and is a predicted model, not a curated record. Bases 364 to 1860 code for a protein of 498 amino acids. The transcript has 12 exons. Gene Ontology annotation, cellular component: membrane.